Molecule: messenger RNA, 519 nt
Organism: Diaporthe citri
Lineage: Eukaryota; Fungi; Ascomycota; Sordariomycetes; Diaporthales; Diaporthaceae
Exons: 1
Coding region: 1-519 (172 amino acids)
Molecular function (GO): acyltransferase activity, transferring groups other than amino-acyl groups
Source: RefSeq, a predicted model, not a curated record
AUGACAGGCAUCACACAUGUCCCUCAGCCUGCACGGGCCUCAAAUAAUGAGGUUGUGAUAGAGAAGGCUCUUCUCUCAGACGCGGAAGCAAUCAAGCAAAUUGUGAUCGCAGCCUACUCGAAAUACGUCCCACGGAUGGGCGGCCAAGAUCCGGCGCCCAUGACUGCCGAUUACCACACCAUCAUCGCGUCUCACUCUCAAGAAGUUUUCGUACUCCGCCGGCAAGAAGAUGGCAAAGUUUUAGGCUCAAUAUUGCUCUCUGACCAUGGGGAUGACUCAACCAAGGUGAACAACCUCGUCGUCGAUUCAGCGUCUCAGGGGCGUGGGUAUGGCAAGCUGCUCAUGACGUUCGCGGAGGGCGUGGCUCGCGAGAGAGGCUGUGCGGCGUUGACGUUGUUCACGAACGAGAAGAUGACGGAGAAUAUUGUGCUAUAUACUAAGAUGGGAUUUGUCGAGGUGGAAAGGAAGAUAGAAGAUGGUUACUCUCGAGUGUACUUUCGGAAGACGCUCUCAUCUUAA